AACAACUACAAAACAAAAAAAGAGAACAGAACAGAACAGAACAGAAGAAAAAAUCAUUCACAACGGCGACCAUAACGAACUCCGCCCUUGCAAUGAGCCAACUGGGCACCGUCUACGCCACAAAGCGAAGGCGACGCAAUGGCAAAAGCCUGAAGCCGCCGCCCAAGGAUGGCGUCACUAAGAGCAAUCCAUCAAAACGGCAUCGGGAGCGGUUGAAUGCCGAAUUGGAUCUGCUUGCCUCGCUGCUGCCCUUCGAGCAGAAUAUACUAAGCAAACUGGAUCGACUGAGCAUACUAAGGCUGUCCGUUAGUUAUUUAAGAACCAAAAGUUAUUUUCAAGUUGUUAUGCAUAAGGAGAAGGAGGAGAACGGAGUCCUGCCGCACAUACACGCACACGAUGGCUACAGAACGCGUGAGCUGGGCGCCUUUGAGCAUGGUCUGCUGGAUGGUGAUAUGUUCCUGCAGGCUCUAAAUGGAUUUCUAAUGAUACUGACAUGCGAAGGCGAGGUCUUCUUUGCCACGCACAGCAUCGAGAGCUAUUUGGGUUUUCAUCAGUCGGACAUUGUGCAUCAGUCGGUGUACGAGCUGGUGCACUCUGAGGAUCGCGAGGAACUACAGCGCCAACUGCUGUGGAACAGCUUCCUGCCCGCGGACAUGUCCAGCAUGCAGCUCUCGGAGACUCUGGCGCCCGACAAGGCACUCUACUUGGAGCGCAGCUUCACGGUGCGAUUCCGUUGCCUGCUGGACAACACCUCAGGAUUCCUGCGCCUCGACAUACGCGGUCGCAUCAAGAUACUCCAUGGUCAGAACCGAAAGACGGAGGAGCCGCCACUCGCACUGUUCGCCUACUGCACACCAUUCGGUCCGCCCAGUUUGCUGGAGAUACCGCACAAGGAGAACAUGUUCAAGUCCAAGCACAAGCUGGACUUUUCCCUCGUCUCCAUGGAUCAGCGGGGCAAGCACAUUCUGGGCUACGCAGAUGCUGAGCUGGUCAACAUGGGUGGCUACGAUCUGGUGCACUAUGAUGACUUGGCCUACGUGGCCAGCGCUCAUCAGGAAUUGCUGAAGACGGGCGCCUCGGGCAUGAUUGCCUAUCGCUACCAGAAGAAGGACGGCGAGUGGCAAUGGCUGCAGACGAGCUCACGACUGGUGUACAAGAACUCGAAGCCGGACUUUGUCAUCUGCACGCAUCGCCAGCUGAUGGAUGAGGAGGGACACGAUCUGCUCGGCAAGCGCACCAUGGACUUUAAGGUCAGCUAUCUGGACACCGGGCUGGCGUCCACGUACUUCUCCGAGGCCGAUCAGCUGGUGGUGCCGCCCUCAAGUGCCAGUGCCUCGCCCACAGCUCAUGCGCUGCCGCCUCCCGUCACGCCCACGCGUCCCAAUCGUCGCUACAAGACGCAGUUGCGAGACUUUCUCUCCACGUGUCGCAGCAAGCGCAAGUUGCAGCAGCAGCAACAGCAACAACAGCAGCUGCAGGCUCAGCAAUCCUCGCCACUGGGUCAGGUUGGUUCUCCAGCGCCCGCUGUGGUCGAGUAUCUGCCGGAUCCAGCGGCUGUGGCUGCAGCUGCCGCCUACUCCAAUCUAAAUCCCAUGUACACGGCAUCGCCGUACGCAACGGCUGCGGAUAAUCUCUACAUGGGCAGCUCGAUGCCGGCCAAUGCCUUCUAUCCGGUCAGCGAGACGUCGCUCUUCCAUCAGUAUCGACUCCAAGGUGCAGUCGGAGUUGGUGGCUACUACACCGACUAUCCGCACACGGGAGCUCCGGCCUCGGCGUAUGUGGCGAACGGUUUCCUGUCGUACGAUGGCUAUGCCAUUGCCUCCAAGGCGGACGAGAAGUGGCAGGAGACGGGCAAAUACUACAGCGGCUACAGCAGCGGCUACGGCAGUCCAACGUCCACGCCACAAGUAAGUGUUGAAUUCCCCCUGAAGACGCCCAAGUCAUCGCCUCAAGUCAUGGAGGUCAUCUCGUGCUCCUCGGAUGGACCUUCGCCCGUUGCCGUUGCUGCUGGCGCCACAACCAAUGGCAGCAGCGGCGUGCCUCCUAAAGUGGAGUUGCAAGCAGCAUCCGCAGUUGCUGAUCCCUACGAGCGACAGACGGUGCUGAUGUGGGGCACCACUCAGUCCAGCGGUGUGCCGCUCAACAGUCGCAUUGCAGCCACAGCUGGUGGCUCGCCGCAUCGCAGCACUCCGCUCUCGAAUGGCCUCAGCUAUGCCAACAACAACAACGAGCACGAAACUGCCGCGGCAGCCAAGUGGAAUGGCAACAAGGAGCUGAGCGGCAAGUCAACGAGUGCCGGCACACCUGAGAGCUAUCAGCUGCAGCACGACGACUCCGGACUCUACUCGGCUUCCUCGCACACCACAUCGCCCCAGCAGCAGCAGCAGCAACAACAACAGCAGCAGCAGCAGCAACAGCAGCGUGGCAUUGGCAGCAAUGUGAGCAACUCGAGCAAUACUGAGCACCACGUCCACCAACCACAACCGCCCAGCUGCCAGCAACAGCAGCAGCAACAACAGCAACAACAUCAGCAUCCACAUCCGCAUCCGCAUCCACAUCACCACCACCAUCACCACCACCACCAUCCGCACCACCAUCCGCAUCACCAUGCGAUCCUAAUCACCACUCAACAACUGCAACAGCAACAGCAGCAACAACAACAGCAGCAGCAGCAACAGUUGGCGGUUUAUCCGCUGCACCACCAGCAACAUCAGCUGGAGUCGCCGCCCAAUUGCCGCACACCGCCAACGCUGCCAGCGGUAAGCAGCCUGCUGAGUGGUGCCGCCGACGCCGUUGCCAUCUCGCCGUACCAACAACUGGCCAUUGUCUCGACGACAACAUCAGCGCCAACAACAGCAGCGGCAGCAACACCGCUGAUCAUCUGCUCGGAUGACUCGCUGCAGGCGCUGAGCAACAGCUCUGCGAAUGCUGCCACACGUGGUGCACGCAAAGCAACUAAGCUGCAGCAGCAACAACAACAACAACAACAGCUACAACAGCAGCAGCAGCAACAUCUGCAUCACCAGCAACAUCAGCCAAAUUACCAGCAACAUCACACACAGCAUCUGCUCUAUCCGGCCAAUAUUACCGCUCACACGGCUCUGGCCUAUGCCCCGCCCCCCGGUAGUGCUGGCGGCGCCUACAUCGACGGCAGUCCGCUGCUCUCCUUCUCGGAGGUGACCAACACGCUGCUGAAUCAGUAAAGGAAACGACAGCAACAACAACACCAACACCCACAACCCAAAGCACACAAAAGACAACAAACAAACAUGU
Messenger RNA from Drosophila nasuta, 3273 nucleotides. RefSeq names its product aryl hydrocarbon receptor spineless (gene ss). NCBI's taxonomy places the organism in Eukaryota, Metazoa, Arthropoda, Insecta, Diptera, Drosophilidae. The record is from RefSeq and is a predicted model, not a curated record. Gene Ontology annotation, cellular component: nucleus; aryl hydrocarbon receptor complex. Gene Ontology annotation, molecular function: nuclear receptor activity; protein dimerization activity; transcription cis-regulatory region binding. Gene Ontology annotation, biological process: response to xenobiotic stimulus; regulation of transcription by RNA polymerase II; xenobiotic metabolic process.